Messenger RNA from Danaus chrysippus (African queen), 1749 nucleotides. The record is from the annotation of a GenBank genome assembly. NCBI's taxonomy places the organism in Eukaryota, Metazoa, Arthropoda, Insecta, Lepidoptera, Nymphalidae.
AUGUCGAACCCCUGGAAAAAAGUAUCUGAACCCACUAAUACACAAAAUUUAGCAGAUAUUAUGUCUGAACAGUACGCCAGAGGCCUACAGAUCAAAGAGGAGUUACGUUUUGCUGAACAAAUAUCAGAUCUCAACCUGGGUACCGAAACCACAGAAGUAUCUCCCGAAAUACUCCGAGAAAUUGAAGAAUCGAGUGUUAAGGAUUAUUGCGACUCCGAUGCCAUUAUUGCGAAAGUGCUUCAGUGCCAGUAUGACAAAGCAUAUGACGAUGAGAUAAAAAUGGUGGAAAAGAAGAAAAAUGGUGAGGCGAAAGUAUCUGUGUCUUACGAUAAUUAUCGGAAUAUUCCGGAGCACUUGCUGUACGACUCAGAGUCAGAAGAUGACGACACCGAAAUGAUGGGCAACAAAGAUUGGGAUCGCUUUGAAACAAACGAGAAAGAAUUCGCGAGCCUACCGAAACGAGGCUUCAUAAUGAAAGAUGGCGCAAUGGUCACCAAACACGAUAGUGUUAUCAAUGGCAGAAGAAAUGCUUGUAAGGUUAUGGCAUUUCCACCUGAAGUCUGCACAGGGGACGGUGCUGGGUUUGACAUGAAGCUAUCUAAUGCUGUAUUUAAUCAACUCAGAGAGCAUACUAGAUGGAAUCAAGCUAGGAAGCAUAAAAUGUUAGACAGAAAGGAAAGCCAAGCAACAGCUGAAAUGGGCUUGGAUGAAGCAACAAGGCUUAUUCUCUUUAAGCUAAUCAAUAAUGGACUUUUGGAGGAUAUCAAUGGUAUCAUAUCUACUGGAAAAGAAUCAGUGGUGCUACAUGCCAAUAGUGAUCAAUCAUAUCCAGAGAUGAUCCUUCCCAAGGAAUGUGCAAUAAAAGUGUUCAAGACAACACUCAAUGAGUUUAAAACACGCGAUAAAUAUAUUGAAGCCGACUACAGGUUUAAAGACAGGUUCUCAAAACAGAAUCCCCGUAAAAUUGUUCAUAUGUGGGCGGAAAAGGAGAUGCAUAAUAUAAUGAGACUACAAAAGAUCGGUUUAAAUUGCCCCGAGAUGGUUAUUCUGAAGAAGCAUGUUCUUGUCAUGUCAUUCAUCGGCAAAGAUAGUAGACCAGCUCCAAAACUAAGGGAUGUUAUACUUAAGCCAGAAAAAUGGCAAAGCGUUUACAAUGAAGUUGUUGAGGCGAUGCAUAAGUUGUAUAAAGAAGGUCAUCUUGUUCAUGCCGAUCUGUCCGAGUACAAUAUAUUAUGGUGGGAGAAUAAAUGCUGGUUCAUCGAUGUGUCACAGUCAGUGCAGCCAGAUCAUCCUCACGGUCUGCAGUUCCUACUGAGGGAUUGUCGCAAUAUUAUUAACUUCUUUGAAAAGAAGAAUGUUCCGGACAUGAUAACAGCGGAGGAUCUAUUCAAGUCCAUCACAGGCUUCGAAGAAAUUGAUGUCAAUAUGUUAGAGGGUGUUCACACCACAUACAACUCGUUGUCAUCACGUUUUGAAAUCGCUCCCGAUGAUAAUCGGAACAUCAGCUAUCCGUUCGAGUAUUGCUGGCAGAAUUCCAGUAAGAUUAAAAACAAGGCAGCUGGCAGUGAUGAGGAUGAUGAAUUUAGUGAAAUGUGGGAGCAUUCAAUACAAGACAAAGUACUAGAUGGUGCUGCAAACUUCGGCAAUGAGCUCCCCAUUACAAUAAAUGAAGAUGACGAUGUAAAAAAUGUCAAUGAAAUUCUAAAAGACAAUGAUAUAGGUUGUAGUGGUGUAGACAAGAAAUCUUAA